Molecule: messenger RNA, 474 nt
Organism: Cooperia oncophora
Lineage: Eukaryota; Metazoa; Nematoda; Chromadorea; Rhabditida; Trichostrongylidae
Source: the annotation of a GenBank genome assembly
AUGCGGUUCUUACCGCUGCUCAUGGCUGUCAUCACCAGCAGCCUCCGAGCUGAUAAUGUGCGUAUGGACUGCCAUCCCGAACCGGACGCCAAUCAGCAGAAUUGUGAAGCUAGAAACUGCACAUGGUUACCGCCACCGGAUCAGGAUAAGACAAUACCAUGGUGUUUCAUGAAGAAGGGCAUCGGCUACGUCAAUGUGUCUUCUUCAGGUUCGGUAAUUACACUGAAGAAAAACAACGGUCCAAGGAAUCCAUGGGGAGACGACAUCGAUCACAUUCAAUUAAAAACUGACACUUUUGGGAAAACUUUGAACGUGAAAAUAUUCGUGGAUGGAAGGUACGACCCUCCUGUUGGUCUCCCACGAAACCCCUCCGUUUCUGCUGAUAGCCUGCAGGUAAAUCUUAUUAAUUGUCUUGUAAACUAUCCUGGAACUUGUCACCCAGCUAACACCAAGGCCACUUUAUGUGGAAAUUAG